AUGAAUUUAAACGAAGCUCUUCUUUGCAACAGAAGUACAUUAAAAUACACGAAUUAAAUAAAAAAGUUGACCAUUAAUCUAGAAUGCUUCUCGACAGUUGAAACUUUACUUCUGGUAGUGAUGAUAAGUCUAUUCGCUUUUAUGAUUUAUUUCUUCAGAUAAAAAAUAGAAAGAUCAUCUACCAUAACUUAAAUUACCUUUAAUUUAAAACAACUCACUUGCAGAAAGUAUUAAUUUUUAAGUUAUUUUUAGUUAGGUCAUAUAUUAAUAUCCCCUUGUAUCCCAAUCCAUAAAUUUCAAGCAAAAGGGACUGUGA
Paramecium sonneborni is the source of this 316-nucleotide messenger RNA. The record is from the annotation of a GenBank genome assembly. NCBI's taxonomy places the organism in Eukaryota, Ciliophora, Oligohymenophorea, Peniculida, Parameciidae.